Dictyostelium purpureum is the source of this 1580-nucleotide messenger RNA. RefSeq names its product beta tubulin. Gene Ontology annotation, molecular function: GTP binding; structural constituent of cytoskeleton; GTPase activity. NCBI's taxonomy places the organism in Eukaryota, Evosea, Eumycetozoa, Dictyosteliales, Dictyosteliaceae. The record is from RefSeq and is a predicted model, not a curated record. Gene Ontology annotation, cellular component: microtubule; cytoplasm. The transcript has 4 exons. Gene Ontology annotation, biological process: mitotic cell cycle; microtubule cytoskeleton organization. Bases 109 to 1467 code for a protein of 452 amino acids.
AUAUAAAGAACUUAAUAAAAAUUCAUUAAUUUUUUAUUUAUAGUUCAGGUUUCUUUUUAUAUAAAUAUAUAUUUUUUUUUUUUUAAAUAAAAUAAUUUAAAAUCAGAAAUGAGAGAAAUUAUUCAACUUCAAGCUGGUCAAUGUGGUAAUCAAGUUGGUUCAAAAUUUUGGGAAGUUAUCUCUGAAGAACACGGUAUUCAAACUAAUGGUACACACAUUGGUGGAGAAGAUCAACAUUUAAAAAAUCUUCAAUUAGAAAGAAUUAAUGUUUACUAUAAUGAAGCUAGAGAUGGUAAAUAUGUUCCAAGAGCUGUUUUAGUAGAUCUUGAACCAGGUACAGUCGAUACUAUUAAAGCAAGUCAAUAUGGUAAAUUAUUCAGACCAGACAACUUUAUCAAUGGUCAAUCAGGUGCUGGUAAUGUUUGGGCUAAAGGUCAUUACACCGAAGGUGUUGAAUUAGUUGAUUCAGUUCUUGAUGUUGUUCGUAGAGAAGCUGAAAAUUGUGAUUGCUUACAAGGUUUCCAAGUUACUCAUUCUAUUGGUGGUGGUACAGGUUCAGGUUUAGGUACUUUAUUAAUCAGUAGAAUCCGUGAAGAGUUCCCAGAUCGUAUGAUGUGUACUUACUCUGUUGUUCCAUCACCAAAGGUCUCACUCACUGUCGUCGAACCAUACAAUGCUACUCUCUCCAUCCAUCAAUUGGUCGAAUAUGCCGAUGAAGUCAUGUGUAUUGAUAAUGAAGCUUUACAUGAAAUUUGCUUCAAGACCCUCAAACUUACCCAACCAAACUAUGGUGACUUAAAUCACUUAAUCUCAUCAGUCAUGUCUGGUAUUACCUGUUGUUUACGUUUCCCAGGUCAAUUAAACAGUGACUUAAGAAAAUUAGCUGUCAACUUAAUCCCAUUCCCACGUCUUCACUUUUUCUUAGUUGGUUUCGCCCCACUCACUGCCAAAGGUAACUCAUCAUACAACCGUAUCACCGUUCCAGAACUCACCCAACAAAUGUUUGAUUCUAAAAAUAUGAUGGCUGCUUCCGAUCCAACCAACGGAAAAUACUUAACUGCCUCAGCUCUUUUCAGAGGUAAAAUCUUCACCAAAGAAGUUGAUGAACAAAUGAACAAUAUCCAAACCAAAAACAGUUCCUAUUUCGUGCCAUGGAUUCCACACAAUAUUAAAUCAAGUAUUUGCGACAUCCCACCAAAAGGUUUACCAAUGUCAGUUACUUUCAUUGGUAACAAUACAGCCAUUCAAGACCUUUUCAAACGUAUUUCAGUUCACUUCCAAGCUAUGUUCCGUAGAAAGGCUUUCCUUCAUUGGUACACUCUUGAAGGUAUGGAAGAAUUAGAAUUUACAGAAGCUGAAAGCAAUAUGAACGAUUUAAUUUAUGAAUAUCAACAAUACUCCAACGAUACUGAAGAAGAAGAACAAGUUCAAGAUGAUGUUGAUGAACACCAAGAAGAAGAAAUGUAAAUUAUAUGAAUAAUAUAUGAAUGCAGAAAAAUAGUAUAAUAAUAAUGACAAUAAUAAUAACAACAACAAUAACAAUAACAAUAAAAAGAUUAAUCUUGAAUGAUUGAUUUCAU